Molecule: messenger RNA, 4381 nt
Organism: Pygocentrus nattereri (red-bellied piranha)
Lineage: Eukaryota; Metazoa; Chordata; Actinopteri; Characiformes; Serrasalmidae
Gene: col28a1a
Product: collagen, type XXVIII, alpha 1a
Exons: 34
Coding region: 1-3525 (1174 amino acids)
Molecular function (GO): serine-type endopeptidase inhibitor activity
Source: RefSeq, a predicted model, not a curated record
AUGCAGUGCGGCUGGCUGUUCUGUGUGCUGCUGCUGAUUUCCUCUGUGAGGGUGAGAGGCCAGAGCGGGCGGAGAGGCAGACAGAAGGCCGAGAGUCUGGUCAUCCAAAAUGAAGGAAAAACCCUAAUCUGCCCAGUGGAGGUGGCCUUUCUCGUGGACAGUUCUGAGAAAGCCAAGGCGAUUCAGUUCGACAAGCAGCGAGACUUUGUGACACGUUUCGGCAUGCGGCUGAUGCAGCUGCAGGUGCCCGGCUGGCGGCUGCGUCUGCGUCUGGCACUGCUGCAGUACAGCAGCACCGUCUCUGUGGAGCACAACUUUCGCGACUGGCAGGACGUGGACGUGUUUCAGAGCCGAGUGGCCGCCAUGUCCUACAUCGGCUACGGCACCUACUUGGCCUACGCCAUCUCCAACGCCACCCAGUUGUUCGUCAGGGAGACGGCGGGCAGCAGCCUGCGCUUUGCCCUGCUGAUGACAGAUGGAGUGGACCACCCGCGCAGCCCCAGCGCUGUUGCCGCGGCUGCAGACGCCAAAAACCACAACAUCCAGAUUUUCGCCAUUGGGCUGUCGCCUCCGACGCGGGACAGCUAUGCCAGGCUGAGGUCACUUGCCAGCGCCCCCCCACAGCAGCAUGUCUUCAACCUUGAGGACACUGACCUGGAUGAAAGACUCUUUUCUGAGCUGAGAGCAGCUGUUGAUAUAGGGUGUCCACAGCCCAAAUACUGUCUGUGUGAUAAAGGAGAGAGGGGACCUCCAGGAAACCCAGGCAAACCAGGCAAUCCAGGCCCUACUGGACUUCCUGGCCUGAAGGGAUCCAGAGGGGCGCCUGGUUUGAAUGGGCGGCCAGGAAUAGAGGGUGUUGAGGGAAGAUCAGGAGCAAGAGGAGAAAAGGGCGAGAGAGGAGAGUGCGGCGCGCCGGGGAUGAAGGGAGAUCAAGGUGCACAUGGACCACCUGGACCUCGUGGAGCUUCAGGAGAGCAGGGUCCUAUUGGUAACCCUGGAGAUGCUGGUCCAGAGGGUCCACCUGGAUCUAAGGGCGACCGUGGACCUGCCGGAGCUCCUGGUCCACAAGGCGAUGCUGGAAUUGGAUUUCCCGGCCCAAAGGGAGACAAAGGUAUCCAAGGCAGACCCGGUCCAGUCGGCCCGGUUGGUAUAGGAGAACCAGGAGCCCCUGGUCCACAAGGACCACCAGGGGUGCAAGGAAACCAGGGUUUGCCGGGUGAGGGCUUGCCGGGACCCAAGGGGGACAGAGGCUAUGAAGGUCCAAAGGGUCUACGUGGUCCUCCAGGCUUGGGCGUUCAGGGUGAAAAGGGGAACACAGGAGCUGCAGGCUUGCCAGGCCCUGUGGGAUUUCCUGGAGCUGGGAUCCAGGGAGAAAAGGGUGACCAAGGACCAACUGGGCCACCAGGCCUCAGAGGAUCUCCUGGUGUGGGUAUAGUUGGGCCAAAGGGAGAUCAGGGCUUUCCGGGUGAACAGGGACCACCAGGAGAGAGAGGGAAUGGAGAACCUGGUCCAAAGGGUGAGCCAGGACCAGAUGGUGCUCCUGGUAUUCCUGGCAUCCCAGGAGAGGAUGGAGCUGUGGGACCUAAGGGUGAGACGGGGUUACCAGGGUCGAGAGGCUCGGAUGGUGCACCAGGAAGGGGAAUUCCAGGAGAAAAGGGCGAUCGAGGUGAGCGUGGCCUUCGGGGUCUCCAUGGAUCCCCUGGACCCGCAGGACCAUCGGGGGCUAAGGGAGAGCCCGGUAGUGCAGGUAUGAUGGGAAUGCCCGGCCCGACCGGUCGUGGCCUGCCUGGUUCAAAGGGCGAACCAGGCCCCCUGGGUGCUCCGGGUGCUGUGGGAGAGCCCGGCAUUGGGAUUGCAGGGCCAAAGGGUGAUAGAGGACCAGCUGGGCCACCUGGACCACAAGGGAUAAAAGGAGAGGGCUACCCUGGGCCUCAGGGACCUCCAGGGUUGCAAGGACCCCCAGGGGAGAUGGGGCCAGAGGGGAAAGGAAUUGUGGGAUCUAAGGGAGAAAGAGGUUUACCUGGGAUUUCUGGACCACCUGGACCACCGGGAACAGGCCUUUUGGGACCAAAGGGUGCUCCUGGCCGAUCAGGCCCCCCUGGUCCUCCAGGUCUACCUGGAGAGGGCAUCCAAGGCCCUAAGGGGGAGCCAGGAUUUCAAGGACCGCCAGGCCCCAGAGGACCCCAAGGGGACAGCCUCCCAGGAGAGAAGGGUAACAGAGGUCUAACAGGUGAACGUGGGAAGAAAGGAGACAGGGGGGAUUUUGGACCACCCGGACAAACAGGACCAGAGGGAAAAUCUGGACAGAAGGGGGACCCCGGCCUGUCGAGAGAAGAAGUGAUUCUGAUCAUCAGAGAAAUCUGCGGCUGUGGUAUGAAGUGCAGGGAGAGUCCGGUGGAGUUGGUGUUUGUGAUUGAUAGCUCCGAGAGUGUGGGUCCGAAGAACUUUGGGGUUCUGAAGGACUUUGUGAAUGCGCUGAUCGACCGCGUGUCUGUGAGCAGAGAGGCUACGCGGGUGGGGGUGGUGCUGUACAGCCACAUAGACAUGGUGGUGGUCAGCCUGCAGCAGCUGUUGGACCUGGCCAGCGUGAAGGCCGCAGUGAGGAACAUGCCCUACCUCGGCGAGGGCACUUUCACAGGUAGCGCCAUCCAUCGCGCCACACAGCUGUUCCAGGCCUCACGCCCAGGCGUCAGGAAGGUUGCUGUGGUGCUGACGGACGGGCUGGCGGACAGACGGGAUGCAGUGCAGCUGGAGGACGCAGUAGAAGAGGCGCACGCUGCCGGCAUUGAGAUAUUCGUUAUUGGGGUGGUGAACCACAAUGACCCUUCAUACGCCACCUUCCAGAGCGAGAUGAGCGACAUAGCUUCAGACCCCGAUGAGGAGCAUGUCCACCUGAUCGAUGACUUCAUUAGCCUUCCCACCUUGGAAAGCGUGUUACUAAGUCGGAUCUGUGACCAGGAUAAUGGUGCCAUGUUCAGUCCAGACCAGAAUGUUCUGUUCCCACUUAGACCUGAGCCUGGUUUAGAGACCCCAGAGACAUUCACUGAUGAUAACUUCGGCACAGCCGGCAAAGAGCCUGAACCUCCGCUGGAGCCCGAGACCCCCUCUCCCCCUCAUGGAGAAGAUGGCAGUGCUGAUAAUGAAAUUGAGAACGGCAGGUCGGUUUUUGAGGGGUCAGUGAAUAAGCUCAGUGAGCUCACAGCAGCUUCAUCUGGCAGUAGAGCCAAUCUCCAGUCCCCUGGCGUGUCUGUGUUGGGACCUACUACCCCCCCCGACUGGCUGCAUGGCCUGGACAGAAGCCCACCUCCACAGAUUCUACCUCCCCCUCGACAGCACGAUGGCUUUAUUCCAGGUGUGGACUGCAGGCAGCGGUUAGACCCCGGGCCGUGCAGGAACUACAAGAUUAAGUGGUACUAUGACCCCGAGGCCAACGCUUGCGCCCAGUUCUGGUACGGUGGUUGCCAUGGCAACAGCAACCGCUUCGAAACACACGACAGCUGCAGGAAAACCUGUGUACGAACGUAACCGGACAUUCACCGAAGCUCGGCGAUUACGCCCAUUUCCUUUGGCUUCUGUUGAAUUACGUUGCACUGCACAGAUAAUGGAGCUGUUUAGUUCACUGGCCUUUUCAGAGGAGGAUGCUGCAGCCAACUGUAGCCUACAGGUUGAAAAUACAGGUUCAUGGACUUAAAAAAACAGAGUUGGCUGUUUGAACUGAUUAACAAAGUUAUUAGGACUGUGCGUUUUAUUGCGUAAGGAUUAAAUGAUCUAUUAAAUGAUCUAUUAGGAUACGUUUAUAUCAUUUACAAGCGCUAACAAUAACCCGUUUACCCUCACGCAGUGUAAAUACAACAUAUCCUACAUAGUAGGAGUCGUUUAUCUGGAAAAUGCCACUUGUGACUGUAACUAAAGGCAUGUAGAGUACACAGAUUAAGUUUAUGUUCUUUCAAAAUAAGGGACCUUUUUAAUGAAGAAUCUUUGUUGCUGUUUAAGUCUAGAUUUGAUCCUUGACUAGACUUAAUUAGCCGCCUGAAAACCACCCCAGAAUGUCUCUAUUUGAAACUGCUGUCUUUAAUAACUGAACUAACAGGAGUUUUCUGAUCUGGCCUGAGGAAUACAGGAACUUUAUCCAGUAAAAUUUUAUUUGAACCCUGUUACCUGACACUGACUUAAUCAUGCUGUAACCAUGUUAUGACUGUUCAUUAAAAUUCACUAUAUGGCCAAAAGUAUGUGGACACACCUCCUACUUACUGAGUUCAGGGGUUUUAGCCACACCCAUUGCCAACAUGUACAAAAUCAUGUUUUACAUUUACGGUAUUUGAUUGACGCUCUCAUCCAGAGCGACUUACACUCAUUUAACACAAGGAGGCCAAGGUGGUGU